GUAGUCUUUUCUCCCGGUCCUGCUAGCCAGCAUGGAAACACAGUUGAAAGCUGCAGUGAUACUUACAUGCCGUGGUUGAAUAGGAUGCGUCUAUGAGUAUCUACAGUUUUCUGAUCGCCGUCCGCUCCGAGGGCCAGCAGCUCAUGAGCGAGUCGGGCGAGACAACGUCGCAUUUGAUGGGUAUGUUUUACCGGACGUUGCGCAUGGUCGAUAACGGAAUCAAGCCUCUCUAUGUCUUUGAUGGAGCGCCACCGAAGCUCAAGUCCGGUGAACUGGCGAAGCGUACUGCACGAAAAGCGGAGGCUACUGAAGCCCAUGAGGAAGCAAAAGAGACGGGCACUGCGGAAGAUGUUGAGAAGUUCUCGCGGCGCACGGUGCGUGUUACAAAGGAGCACAAUGCAGAAUGCAAAAAGCUGUUGAAGUUGAUGGGUAUCCCAUACAUCGACGCUCCGACAGAGGCGGAGGCCCAGUGUGCAGUGCUUGCGCGGGCAGGGAAGGUCUAUGCCGCUGCUUCCGAGGAUAUGGACACGUUAUGUUUCGAGGCGCCAAUUCUUCUCAGACAUCUUACGUUCAGCGAGCAGAGAAAGGAGCCCAUUCAAGAGAUCCAUCUGAAUCGUACACUAGAGGGACUCGGCAUGGAUCGCAAACAGUUCAUUGAUCUAUGCAUUCUUCUCGGCUGUGACUAUCUGGAACCUAUCCCAAAGGUCGGGCCAAACACCGCUUUGAAACUCAUUCGGGAACACGGAAGCCUGGAGAAGGUGGUUGAGGCAAUCGAGAACGACCCGAAGAAGAAAUAUGUCAUGCCAGAAUAUUGGCCCUAUCAGGAUGCAAGGGAGUUGUUUCUCCAUCCGGACGUGCGAGAAGCUGACCAUCCCGAGUGUGACUUUAAAUGGGAGGCGCCAGAUGUUGAAGCUCUGGUGGAAUUCCUGGUCAAGGAUAAGGGUUUUAACGAGGACCGGGUCCGGAACGGAGCCGCGCGCCUGCAGAAGAAUCUCAAAACCGCUCAACAAUCACGGCUUGAGGGCUUCUUCAAGCCGGUCGCUCGGACGGAUGAGGAGAAGGCUAGUCUCAAACGCAAGCACGAUGAGAAGUUACAGGAACAAAAGAAACGCAAAAAGGAAGAGGUCAAGGCUAAGAAGGAGGCCAAGGCGAAACCACGCGGUGCUGCGUAGGUUGUUCGUCUCUUUGCAGGACCAGCUUUGCAGGAGUUCGUGUCGGGAAGACUAUCUUGAGGGGGACACGGGGGCUCGCAUGUUGCGUGUCAAUACUAUGUAAUAUUGCAGGAGUUGCUGGCCUUAGCUACAGGCGUGGCGUUUUCUUUUUUUCACGGCAAAUGAUGGUUCACGUAUGAUUAGGGAUCGCAAAAGAACAUGGUUAUUUUCUGUUUAUA
Aspergillus novofumigatus IBT 16806 is the source of this 1390-nucleotide messenger RNA. RefSeq names its product multifunctional nuclease RAD27 (gene fen1). Gene Ontology annotation, cellular component: nucleus; cytoplasm. The transcript has 3 exons. Gene Ontology annotation, molecular function: DNA binding; 5'-flap endonuclease activity; 5'-3' exonuclease activity. NCBI's taxonomy places the organism in Eukaryota, Fungi, Ascomycota, Eurotiomycetes, Eurotiales, Aspergillaceae. The coding region runs from base 93 to 1172 and encodes 359 amino acids. The record is from RefSeq and is a predicted model, not a curated record.